AACCGACCGGGUCCCAGACCAGAUACGGAUACACAAUGGACGCACGACAUGUACGACACCCAUAAUUCGCUCUCCGCCCGUAUGAACAUCAACCCGGGCGCCCCGAAAGCAAACCUGAAUCAUGGCAUUGUUGGCAGAGCCAUCCAAGCAGUCGCCUCCUCGUCCGAUAGUCCGCUCUCCAUCCGAGGAGCAAGCGCUGCAUCCCAAGGAAACGUUGUGGAAGUCAAAAAUCUCGCCGCAGGCACAACCGCAGACGAUGUCGUCGCUAUCUUUAAACGCUGUGGGGAGAUUUUAAAGGCUUCCUCUCUUCCCGGGAAGGAACUUGCCAUUCGCAUCACUUUCAAGACCCCUUCUGCUGCCCAGGCUGCCGUCAAAAAGUUUGACAAGCAAACUGCCGAUGGGAAGAUGUUGUCGGUGACAGUAGUGGGCAGUGUUUCGACCAGUCUGGGAGGACGAUUAGGCGGAACCGACGGACUGGGCUUAGUAAGGCAGGAGGGUAGCGUGGAUAUUCUCAUGGAAUCUGCGAAUGAUACCGGAUCUAAAAUGCGAUCUGACUCACUCUUGAACGAGAGAGCUGCACAAGUUCUAGUCGCCCCUCCUGGCGCCAACCCAGCCGAAUACACACAGGGGAACAGUGGUCGAGGGUCGUCGAAGCGAGGCGGAACGGGUCGCGGACGCGGUAACCGUCGAGGUGCUGGAAAACGCGGCGGAAAUGGUGGACGGAUGGAUGUUGACUGAAUCACGUCCCGGCCCAAUCUGCGUUCCUGGUUCCCAAGUCCAUCCAUCAUCAUCGCAUCUAUGACUGCUUAUUCUUGUCUCGCUUGGCCACUGUUUGAGCGCAGCGACAUCCAGAUCCGCUGUAUGCUUGCCGACUGUUGUACUGCCGAAACCGUGUAUUUAAUGGAUUUCUACGUCUCGCCUUGAACGUGAACUGAAUAAUAUCUUGUCCGGGUGCAGUGCACGGCAGACCACCGCGUAUGACGAAACUAUGCUUCUAUUCUCAAGCACUGCGGUUUCACACAAUAACCUCUGCAUAUGUUACCAGCACCUCACUAUCGCAAUCGCCGCCAGUCCGACACUUGAUGUCCUCGCGAAAUGUAAAUGGUCAGUGGAAACAAAAAAGUCUCCGAAGGCGCACAAGUCAAGGUUGUCGGGGAAGCGUUAAUCAUCUCCGGACAUGUACCCAACAAUUGUUAUGUUAGCGUCAAAAUCUAGGUCGGAAUCUUGAGGCACCAACAUGAGCAUGCAACCGUUUUACAGUCUUGGGUCCAAAAUUGAGAUUGAUGGCACGAACAAUUGUCCAGCCCUUGGCACUUUUCUCCACCAUCAGCACUACGAACAUCCAUCGGAACUCUCCCGUCAGACGUUAAGAGACAGUUAUAAUACAGUGGAACGAGGCCUCCCAGGAGUGUAUUGCAUUGUGUCAGACUGAAGGGCUGAGUUUGACGGAGGUUGACCGCGGGUUGACGGCCAUCUCGGUUGAGCAGAAGUGAGAAGUUCGUACGUGAUUCCGAGUUGACCAGUAGGCUAAUGGACGAGCCCAGUACCUCCACCGCAUCGUUCGCUGCCAAUUCCAACCCCCGGAAAUCUCAAGUGUCGUCAUGUGCGGAGUGCAGGAGAUUGAAGCUUCGGUGCGUGUCGGUCGUAUCUCGUGCGGGGUGUGGGUACGCGAUAGACAUGCUCAACGUCGGGCACACUCUUCCAUUUCCAGUUGCGACCGAAUAUUCCCUUGUUCGUCCUGCAUACGACGAGGCUGCGCGAACCUAUGUCCGACCGGAACGCUCGAGAAGGGCAAACGUGGAUUCUUGAAGCGGCUAGAGCAGUCUUUGCCGUCGGUCAAACCUGGGGUGGAGAUUGAGCACUCCGAGGUGGCGAUGUUCCUCGCACGGGACAAUGCGAUGGGGAAAAGGAUCAAGGAGUUGGAGGAUGCGUUGGCUGCGUGCGUCGUCACUCCUCCUUCCCCUUCUGUGUCAUCAUGACAGCAACGUCCGAUGUAGGGCCGGCGUCAGCAUUCCGCCCACCGCGUCGGUCCUGGCUGAUGCUCCGACCUUCCGUUUACCCUCACCACCCCAAGAAAACGAAGGCCGAGCAAAACGUCCACGUAUUGCCUCGCUCUCGGACGCACAACCGCCCGCAUCCAAAGAUCGCGAUUCUUCCGCCACCGACGUGACAUUGGGCAUUGGCACCCUGACAAUUGACGUGGAGAAUCGCCCACGAUAUGUGAGCGCAACCAGCGGCGCCGCGUACCCCGACUUGUGGAGGAAUGCUCCGCGGCACAUGCAUAACUAUUCUGGGUCGCAGGACCAGAAUGCCACUGUACGAGGUCGUUCCCGAAGACAUAUUCUUCACUGUCCAUUUCCCUACCAUCUACAUGGACCCACUUCGUGCGGCCUGCAUUCCGUCAAAUCUGCAUGUCCUUUCGUUAUUUGCCAUGGUGCUGGCCAUUGGGGCGCUGUUUGACUUGGCGCUUCCAAUUGCCGAGGUUCAACCGCGAUCAGCUGAGCUAUACGCGGUUGCGUUGUCGGCCUUAGACCUCAGGUUUCCGGUCAAUUUCGACUCGAUCUCUGCUGCGCAGAGCUUGCAUCUGAUGGCUCUCUGGUUCUUAUGCAUGCGCGGGGAAGAGGGUGGGGACUCAGCGUGGCAAGCAUUGGGCUUAGCCAUGCGCUCCAUUGUGGCACAGGAGUGUCACCGGGACGACUCCAGCUGGGGACUGCCGCCUCGCGAAGCCGAGGAGAGGAGGAGGGUCUUCUGGGAAACCCUAGUCUUUGAUCGGCUGCAGUCGUUCACGCUCGGGCGGCCGUAUGCGUUGAGCGAUGCACAUCACAACUGCGAGAUGCCCCAGACAUGCGACACCCCGCUUCCGUCUGAUACCGACCCGGAAGAUCGCGUUUUUUCACAUCUGAAAUGGCACACCCUAAAAUUCCGUUUUGCGCUACUCCUGGGCCGAAUCGUUGACACUGUGCUCAAUGCCCGUCAAACUCCGACUUAUGAGGUUGUGUUGGACAUGGAUCGGGAUGUCCAGUCGUACUAUGCCUCGCUCCCCGGCUGGGCCAUCUGCGAAGCGGUUGAGCACCCCGUGACUGCGUUGCCAUCACCUGACGAGCUCAGGCCGGCGAAAGACGGCUUGCAAAUGCGACGGGACGCUCAGAUCGCUUCGCUGGCUAAUAUGUGCUUCUUGGCUAUACUCGAUCUGCAUCGUGGGCCAUUCUGCCGCGCUUUGAUGCUCGGGGGAAGGAAUCUAGUAUCUUCAAAAUAUAAGCAGAGCGUCGAAAGUUUGACGAAUGCUGCUCGCGCGAUGAUAAAUGUUGCUCGGGGGCUCUUUGCUCGACAUCCGAGAUUGUUUUCCCGCAUGUGGUACUGGAUAUUUCACUCCUUUACAGCGGCAGUGUGUCAGGCUGUGUUUGUGAUUGGGGCGCCGAGACAUCCGUUGGCGCCUGCCGCCUACGAAAGCAUGCAGUCUGCCCUUCAUUUAUAUGCCCGAGCUGAUGGGGAGCACUCCAAAGCUGCUUCAGAACGGCUAGUGAGGUUGGCAGCUCAAGCUCGCUCAGAGAUGGACAAGGCCCACAGGGUUGCAUCGAUCUCAAUAGAGGACACGCCCCCGACCCGCGUCGCUUUCCCCACAUCCAAUAUCCGAGGCAACGUUGCUGAGGAUUUCCUCGGUACAUCGCCCACGCUUGUUCGUUCGGCGCCCGAGCCUCAGCACGACAAAGACGCAUCACAACACAGUCCAUGGCCCCAGCCCGAGUCCGAUUGGAUAGACCACAACUAUCAAUUCGAUGCUCAGACGCGUCUUUUCCAUUCGGAACAGCCGGGCAGCCAGCAAUUCAGCGCUUCUCGAUACUUUUCUGAAGACGGAUUUGAUGUGACGGCCUUCAUUCAGAGUGGCGCACGUCCUUGGAUGUUCGAUAACUAGUCGGAAUCCGAGAGUGAGGAUCUAUGUAGUGAACGCGGGAUAAUAUGGCUUGGUAGUGCACCUGGAAUACCUUGCCUUCUCAGCAAUGCUGUUGGACUAGAUAUGUUGUAGACUAAGACUGAAAUGGGUCCCAGAUGAAUAGUUGCG
Messenger RNA from Mycena citricolor, 4060 nucleotides. The record is from the annotation of a GenBank genome assembly. Lineage: Eukaryota; Fungi; Basidiomycota; Agaricomycetes; Agaricales; Mycenaceae.